Molecule: messenger RNA, 2567 nt
Organism: Aspergillus ibericus CBS 121593
Lineage: Eukaryota; Fungi; Ascomycota; Eurotiomycetes; Eurotiales; Aspergillaceae
Product: amino acid permease GAP1
Exons: 3
Coding region: 319-2079 (586 amino acids)
Biological process (GO): amino acid transmembrane transport
Cellular component (GO): membrane
Molecular function (GO): amino acid transmembrane transporter activity
Source: RefSeq, a predicted model, not a curated record
GGGAUUUUUUAUUUUAUUUGGUUUUAAUUUUAUUUUUUAUUCUAGGCAUUUCCCGGGCCCUGGUUUGCUACCAAAGCAAUAAGUAAGAAGUGCCGCCCAUUCCCAGCAGUGCGCCCAUUCCCCUAGUCUUCCCUACCUACAAUCUUGGGGUUCAGACAGUACCUUCACUUGCACGGGUUGCAAUAAAUAUCUGACGGACCCCCUCUCACCCCGUCCUCCCUAUUCCCCUCCUUCUUACUGGGGCUUCUGACUUUGCCUUGGACACAUUGUUUCUGUCUUGGUCCAUCUUGGAAGGAAACGUCGCAUUCCAUCUUAGCCAUGGAGAAAGAAUUUAUUGAGCCCAAGUCGGAACCCUCUUCGUCCGGCGACGCUCCUCCACUUUACGGAGAAUCAGAGGCAACCAAAGGAACCUUUAGCCAGCGGUUUUUGGACAGUUUUAAAAGAGAUCCCAAUGCUCAUGCUUCAGCGCAUCAUGAACCUGGUCACGAUGGGAGAGCUUUUGAUCUCGAAAAUGCCGCUCAAAAAACUGCCGAGUCUCCGCUGCAGCGCAAGCUGAAAGGCCGCCACCUCCAGAUGAUUGCUAUUGGUGGCUCAAUCGGUACCGGUCUCUUCGUUGGAUCUGGCACUGUCCUGGCUGCUGGAGGUCCAGCUUCUGUCCUCAUCGCCUAUGCUUUGAUCGGCUGCAUGCUUUAUUGCACAAUGCACGCACUUGGUGAAAUGGCUGUACUCUUCCCGGUCGCUGGUUCAUUUUCGCACUAUUCCACUCGGUUCAUUGAUCCCGCCUGGGGUUUCGCCAUGGGUUGGAAUUAUUGUCUGCAGUGGCUUGUGACCCUGCCUACCGAAAUCGUCGCUGCCUCGUUAACUGUCAACUAUUGGAAUGAUACCAUCUCUAAUGCUGCCUGGGUCGCCAUUUUCUGGACAAUGAUUGUGACCAUCAACAUGUUCGGCGUCAAGGGUUAUGGUGAAGCGGAGUUUGUCUUCUCCAUCGUCAAGGUUACUGCCGUGGUUGGCUUCAUUAUCCUUGGUAUCAUCUUGACCUGUGGUGGCGGUCCUCAUGGUGGUUAUAUCGGCGGAAAGUAUUGGCACAAUCCAGGUGCCUUCCACCAUGGGUUCAAGGGUCUUUGCAGUGUCUUCGUGAAUGCUGCAUUCGCAUUCGCGGGUACUGAGCUGGUCGGCCUUGCCGCCGCAGAGACUUCUAAUCCUAGAAAAAUGCUUCCAACCGCGAUCAAGCAGGUGUUCUGGCGUAUCACCCUCUUCUACAUUGUGUCUCUCACCUUGGUCGGCCUUCUCGUCCCCUACAACGAUCCUCGACUACUCGAUGGAACGUCCAGCGCCGACGCUAAAGCAUCUCCGUUUGUCAUCUCCAUUGUGAAUGCGGGUAUUUCUGGGCUGCCUUCCGUCAUGAACGUCGUCAUCAUGAUCGCCGUGCUCUCUGUGGGCAACGCAUCCAUCUAUGGCUCUUCUCGAACGCUGGCAGCCAUGGCUGAGCAACAGCAAGCUCCCAAGUUCCUGGCCUAUAUCGAUCGCAAAGGUCGCCCUCUCCCGGCUCUUGUUGUAGCGUCGGUCUUCGGCCUGCUUGGAUUCUUGGCCGCCUCUGACAAAGAGAGCGAAGCGUUCACAUGGAUGAUGGCUAUCUCCGGUCUCUCAUCCAUCUUCACCUGGGGCUCAAUCUGCCUCUGCCACAUCCGGUUCCGCCGUGCCUGGAAACUGCAAGGGCAUAGCCUCAACGAACUGGCCUUCAAAUCCCAACCCGGUAUUGUCGGCUCUUGGGUGGGACUCAUCUUCAACUGUCUCGUUCUGGUUGCCCAGUUCUGGGUUGGCUUCGCGCCCUCCGGAUAUAGCUCCAUGUCAGCUGCUUCGUUGGUUUCCAACUUCUUCUCUGACUACCUAGCUGCGCCUGUCGUGCUAGCCUUUUACAUCCCUUACAAGCUUUGGUACAGAACUCCCUUCAUUCGGGCCAAGGACAUGGAUCUUCAGACCGGUCGCCGCGAGCUCGACCUCCAAGCCCUCAUUGAGCAGGAGAAGGCCGAGCAGGCGGAAUGGCCGAUGUGGAAGAAGGCGUGGAAAUUCUUCUGUUGAGCUUCGGUUAGGUCGUUCACUGGUGCUGGAGUUAAAUGAAUGGGCUGCGUUUUCUCUUUUAAAUAAUGUAUGAUUAUGAUCAUGUCUCCCUUUUCUGUCUCUGUCCAUAAACUUGCAUGUUCAGUAGCGCAGAGUCGAUGCAUCGGAUGGCGAAUGUUCACGAAUCGCGAUGGUACUUGGCGAAAACGAAGGGCAUUCAGAGUAUCCGAAUCCGCCUAUAGACUCAAUGGACUUGGCAUCAAUCCGAUUUGCUUGCAUAUAUGGAGUAGUGAUCAGUCAGUGGUACCCUGAUGAAGGUGUGUACGGGGUAGUGAGAGAGCAGAUGCUCCUGAGCUCACCGUUCAACACUAACGUGUUUGCCAGUCGGGAUCUCCUGGCGCUCUCCGGUCUUGGCAUGUUUGCAUCUGGAGACGGUCCAGAGUGGCAGCGACUCCAGCCUUGUAUGUAACACCAGACACUCCGUAUGGCUGUACCAGCCUGUAUCUCCC